This is a messenger RNA of Styela clava, 2648 nucleotides long. NCBI's taxonomy places the organism in Eukaryota, Metazoa, Chordata, Ascidiacea, Stolidobranchia, Styelidae. The record is from RefSeq and is a predicted model, not a curated record.
GUCAGGUUACCCAGUGGUGAUUAUGAUAAGGUCAAAUCGUGGUCAUGUGUAAGAGAGUGUUAGGGUUGUUUCUCAAAAACAAUGUAAUUCAGAUGUUUUGGUAAUUCCGGUAGACAUGAACGCUUGAUUGAAGUUGAUUUUUUAGUUUUGUGAAUCGAUUUAUAGUCUAUAUUUCACAGUUUUCUGUUCAAUUCAUUUUCACGUUCGCCAUGAUCCCAUGGACCCGGAUUUUAAUUUUAAUCGCUUUGACUCAAGCUGCAAUCGUUGUAACAGGAGAGGCAUUCAAGGUAAACAAGCUGGUUUUUCGUAAUGGUGACACGGAACUGAAAAUUAAUGACAAAGUUACGACGAAAGAUCAUAUAACUAAAUCGGAACACGCACCAGAGAAAUUUGAAGACGGGAAUUGUUUACUUUGCGUCCUGUUUGUUAGGCAUGGAAUGGGUGAUCUCAAGAAGCAUGGCAAUAUUACAAAGAUCAUCAAGUUGAUCGAGAAUGCUUGUAUAUACUUGCGACUCGAGGCACCAAUUGUAUGUAAAGGAGGUGUUGAUGUUUUCGGACAGCAAGCUGCAAUGCUUCUAAGAGAGGUGGAUCUGUCUCCAGAAGAAGUAUGCUUUCUUGCGUUUCCUGACCAAUGCUCAGUAUCGAGAAUCAAGUCAUCAUCACAAGAUUGGAAAAUCGAUUUACCUCCAUAUUUGUCACCCAAGGCAGCGUCCACUGAAUCCAAGAUCCAAGAAGACAACGUACUAAAGGUUCUGCACAUCUCUGAUGUUCAUGUUGAUUUGAAAUACGUACCUGGCGGAAAUGCUGAAUGUGGAGAACCGUUAUGCUGCCGCGCUAAAAAAAAGCCGAAGCAGGGAUUUUUGUCAAAAUUCGUUGGUAACUGGACCAGCAAAGCGUAUUCCAUGGCGUCAAAAUUUUCACCAAGUGAACACAAGACAGAACCUGCCGAUGGGGCAGGUUAUUGGGGUGAUUAUCGGGGAUGUGACCUCCCGUCGUGGACAUUUGAAAGUAUGUUGGAAACAAUCGUAAAUGGUUUAGUUGAUAACGAGUUCAACAUUAAUGGAUCUACAUCAAAUACACGACAUAUCGAUUACAUCAUUUGGACCGGCGAUAUUGCUUCUCAUGACAUAUGGGACCAAAGCCAAUUAAGUCAAAAGUUUUUGCUCAAAUAUAUGACAGCAAUGCUACGAACAUAUUUUCCUAAUACAAGAGUGUUUCCAGUAGCAGGAAAUCACGACUCGUUUCCUUCUAAUAACUAUCCCCCAUUUGGAAACACCAAAGAAAGUAGAUCAUCGAGUUGGAUAUACGAAACUCUUGCUGAAGUGUGGUCUCCGUGGUUGCCAGAACAUGCUUUGCGGGUGAGAACCACUUGCGAUCUUCAAUGUAAACUUCAGACCGUCAAACUUGGAGCGUACUAUACCGUUGUGGUUCAACCCGGUUUUCGUAUAGUUUCCCUCAACACGAACUUUUGUUACAGCGAGAACUGGUGGGUGUUUCUAAGCUCGAGCGAACCAGCUGGUAUGCUGAAUUGGUUUGUAGAUGUGCUGAGAUCAGCCGAAGAGAUUGGGGAAAAGGUACACGUAAUUGGACAUGUGCCACCCGGUCGCUACCCCGACUGUCUGCCUAAUUGGAGUGAAAUGUAUUUCAGAAUUAUUGAGCGCUUCCGCAACACGAUAACAGGUCAGUAUUUCGGACAUACACACUUUGACGAAAUUCAGUUAUUUUAUGGGAGUGGUGAUGAACCUGAACCCAUAUCUGUUGCUUAUCUUGCUCCCAGCGUGACACCAUACGUUGACAUGAAUCCAGGAUUCAGAGUGUACGAUAUUGCUGGGUUUUACCCGAAUAGUAGUUGGUCGGUUCUAAAUCAUCGAACCUAUGUGUUAAAUUUGACUGAAGCAAACCAUUCAACUAAGGAGGCCCCCAAAUGGAAGCUGGAAUAUGACGCUCAAAGUGCGUUUAAUUUAGAAUCUUUAUUGCCACGAGAUUGGGGUAAACUUGUACGCAAAUGGAAGGGAUACUUUGAAUCGGAAAGAAAAGGCACUUCACCAGCGACACUUGAAAAAUACGUGAAGUUUUAUUCGAAAAGCAGACUUCAUGGGUCCACCAACGAGGCGUCGUCGCAAAAUUCUAAUCUACCAUGUGAAAAUAUGGCUUGUGCAAGAAAAAUCGUCUGUGAUAUUAUUAAAAAUCGUCUGUGGCAGAUAUGUUUGAUGUAACGUCAAACCCGUCAUGUAGAUUUUGGCAUAAUGGUGCAGUCUCUAUAUUUUCUACGCAAUAAAUGUCGCAUAGAUUUACAAACUUUGUAAUCGAGUUAACUUUUCAUCUAGUUGAAAAUUAGCACGCAAAAUUUAAGAAAAUAAGAUUUGAACACCCGAUUCACAAACUGAAGCUGGUUAUAAAAUGUUGACACGUUCCAGUGUAAGACUACACGUUUAUUUGCAAGGUCUGAAACGGUUUCCGCACUGUUAUUGUUGGUGAGCGUGGCCUUGGGCAGUUUUAAGAAACCAACAUUGCGCACUACUGAAUAUAUGAGAUUACAUUCGGCCCGCUCUGUAGAUCUGGUAUUAUGAUUGUGAACACUGCAUUGUUCGCCGAAGUUGAUAUUGAAUUCUUUCGGAAGUCAACAAAUAUAUCGAUGCAUCAAUUCA